Talpa occidentalis (Iberian mole) is the source of this 5665-nucleotide messenger RNA. It is a transcript of the gene WWC1, whose product is annotated as WW and C2 domain containing 1. Gene Ontology annotation, biological process: cell migration; regulation of hippo signaling; regulation of DNA-templated transcription. The coding region runs from base 9 to 3362 and encodes 1117 amino acids. Gene Ontology annotation, cellular component: cytoplasm. The record is from RefSeq and is a predicted model, not a curated record. Gene Ontology annotation, molecular function: kinase binding; molecular adaptor activity. The transcript has 23 exons. NCBI's taxonomy places the organism in Eukaryota, Metazoa, Chordata, Mammalia, Eulipotyphla, Talpidae.
UGGAGAAGAUGCCCCGGCCGGAGCUGCCCCUGCCGGAGGGCUGGGAGGAGGCGCGCGACUUCGACGGCAAGGUCUACUACAUAGACCACACGAGCCGAACCACCAGCUGGAUCGACCCGCGGGACAGGUACACCAAACCGCUCACCUUUGCUGACUGCAUUAGUGAUGAGUUGCCGCUAGGAUGGGAAGAGGCGUAUGACCCACAGGUUGGAGAUUACUUCAUAGACCACAACACCAAAACCACCCAGAUCGAGGACCCCCGGGUUCAAUGGCGGCGGGAGCAGGAGCACAUGCUGAAGGACUACCUGGUGGUGGCCCAGGAGGCCCUGAGUGCACAAAAGGAGAUCUACCAGGUGAAGCAGCAGCGCCUGGAGCUGGCCCAGCAGGAGUACCAGCAGCUGCAUGCCGUCUGGGAGCACAAACUGGGCUCCCAGGUCAGCUUGGUCUCUGGUUCGUCAUCCAGCUCCAAGUAUGACCCUGAGAUCCUGAAAGCUGAAAUUGCCACUGCAAAAUCCCGGGUCAACAAGUUGAAGAGAGAGAUGGUUCACCUCCAGCAGGAGCUACAAUUCAAAGAGCGUGGCUUUCAGACCUUGAAGAAAAUCGAUAAGAAAAUGUCUGAUGCUCAGGGCAGCUACAAACUGGAUGAAGCUCAGGCUGUCUUAAGAGAAACCAAAGCCAUCAAAAAGGCCAUCACCUGUGGAGAAAAGGAAAAGCAAGAUCUCAUUAAGAGCCUCACCAUGCUGAAGGACGGCUUCCGCACUGACAGAGGGUCCCACUCAGACCUGUGGUCAAGCAGCAGCUCCCUGGAGAGUUCAGGCUUCUCGCUGCCCAAACAGUACCUGGACGUGAGCUCCCAGACGGACAUCUCGGGAAGUUUCGGCACCAGCAGCAACAAUCAGUUGGCAGAGAAGGUCAGAUUGCGCCUUCGAUAUGAAGAGGCUAAAAGGAGGAUCGCCAAUCUGAAGAUCCAGCUAGCCAAGCUGGACAGUGAGGCCUGGCCGGGAGUGCUGGACUCAGAGAGGGACCGACUGAUCCUCAUCAAUGAGAAGGAGGAGCUGCUGAAGGAGAUGCGCUUCAUCAGCCCCCGAAAAUGGACUCAGGGGGAGGUGGAGCAGCUGGAGAUGGCCCGGAAGCGACUGGAGAAGGACCUGCAGACAGCCCGGGACACCCAGAGCAAGGCGCUGACCGAGAGGUUAAAGUUGAACAGUAAGAGGAACCAGCUGGUGAGAGAACUAGAGGAAGCCACCCGGCAGGUGGCCACUCUGCACUCCCAGCUGAAGAGCCUCUCCAGCAGCAUGCAGUCCCUGUCCUCGGGCAGCAGCCCCGGGUCCCUCACAUCUAGCCGGGGCUCUCUGGCCGCCUCCAGCAUAGACUCCUCCAACUCAGCCAGCUUCACAGACCUCUACUAUGAUCCCUUCGAGGCACUGGACUCGGAGCUGCAGAGCAAGGUGGAGUUCCUGCUCCUGGAGGGGGCCACGGGCUUCCGGCCCUCGGGCUGCAUCACCACCAUCCACGAGGACGAGGUGGCCAAGACUCAGAAGACAGAGGGGAGCAGCCGCCUACAGGCCCUACGCUCCCUAUCCGGCACCCCAAAGUCCAUGACUUCCCUGUCCCCCCGCUCCUCCCUGUCCUCCCCUUCCCCACCUUGCUCCCCUCUCACUGACUCUGUCCUGACUGGAGACACCUUCCUGAGCCCCCUGGAGUUUGAAGAUCCUGAGCUGAGUGCCACUCUUUGUGAAAUGAGCCUUGACAGUGACCCCCAGGAAAGUUACCGACUGGAGGAACCAGAAACAGAGGACAAGCCAUUGGGCCAAGCUGUGAAUACAACCCAGGGGUGCAGCCUGAAAGUAGCCUGUGUCUCAGCUGCCGUGUCGGAUGAAUCCGUAGCUGGGGACAGUGGUGUGUAUGAGGCUUCGGUGCAGCGACUGGGUGCUUCCGAACCUGCUGCUUUUGACAGCGAUGACUCAGAAGCAGUGGGUGCUACUCGGGUUCAGAUUGCCCUGAAGUAUGAUGAGAAGAAUAAGCAAUUUGCAAUCUUAAUCAUCCAGCUCAGUAACCUCUCUGCUCUGUUGCUGCAACAAGACCAGAAAGUGAACAUCCGUGUGGCUGUCCUUCCCUGCUCCGAAAGCACCACCUGCCUGUUCCGCACCCGGCCCCUGCAUGCCUCGGACACCCUUGUGUUCAAUGAGGUGUUCUGGGUGUCCAUGUCCUAUCCCGCCCUUCACCAGAAGACCUUAAGAGUCGAUGUCUGUACCACUGACCGGAGCCAUCUGGAGGAGUGCCUGGGAGGUGCCCAGAUCAGCCUGGCCGAGGUCUCCCGGUCUGGGGAAAGGUCGACUCGCUGGUACAACCUCCUGAGCUACAAAUACUUGAAGAAACAGAGCAGGGAGCCCAAGCCACUGGGAGCCAUGGCCCCCAGCCCAGGGCCUGAAGUCACGGAUGCCGUGUCGGCUCUGUUGGAACAGACAGCUGUGGAGCUGGAGAAGCGGCAGGAAGGAAGAAACAGUGUCCAGACCCUGGAAGACAGCUGGAGGUACGAGGAGACUCCUGAGAAUGAGGUGGCGGCUGAAGAAGAAGGAGAGGAGGAGGAGGAGGAUGGAGAGGAGGAGCAGGAGGAGGAGGGAGAGGACAUUUUCACUGAGAAAGCUUCACCAGACAUGGACAAAUGUCAGGCCUUAAAGGUGGACAAAGAGACCAACACAGAGACCCCCACCCCAUCUCCCACGGUGGUGCGGCCCAAGGACCGGCGGGUGGGGGCACCAUCUCCAGGGCCAUUUCUUCGAGGGAGUACCAUCAUCCGCUCUAAGACCUUCUCCCCAGGACCCCAGAGCCAAUACGUGUGCCGGCUAAACCGGAGUGACAGUGACAGCUCCACACUGUCCAAGAAGCCACCUUUUGUUCGAAAUUCCAUGGAGCGGCGCAGCGUCCGGAUGAAGCGGCCUUCAUCAGUCAAAUCCCUGCGUGCCGAGCGCCUGAUCCGCACUUCACUGGACCUGGAGUUAGACCUGCAGGCCACCAGAACAUGGCACAACCAACUGACUCAGGAGAUCUCGGUGCUGAAGCAGCUCAAAGAGCAGCUCGAACAAGCCAAGAGCCAAGGGGAGAAGGAGCUGCCACAUUGGCUUCGUGAGGAUGAGCGCUUCCGCCUGCUGCUGAGGAUGCUGGAGAAGCGGAUGGACCGAGCAGAGCACAAGGGUGAGCUUCAGACAGACAAGAUGAUGAGAGCGGCCGCCAAGGAUGUGUACAGGCUCCGAGGCCAGAGCUGUAAGGAGCCUCCGGAAGUGCAGUCUUUCAGGGAGAAGAUGGCAUUUUUCACCCGGCCUCGGAUGAAUAUCCCCACCCUCUCUGCAGACGAUGUUUAAUCGCCAGCAAAGUAUUUCUUUCGUUCCACUGACCAGGCUGUGAACAUAGACUGUGGCUAAAGUUAUUUAUGUGGUGUUAUAUGAAGGUCCCGAAUCCCGAGUCCUCUAGCGCUCUUGUUGGUGUGAAGAUGAACAGAUUUUUUUUUUUUUUUAGUUUGGGUUCUAUUGUUAUUAAAAAACAACAACAACAAAAAACCAGCAUUAAAAUGACAAGAUUGUAUAGUUUGUAUAUUUAGGAAUGUAUUUUUGAGAAAGAAAAUUUAAAUGAACUAUAGCAGUGUUAAGUUGCUGCUCUUAAAAUAAAAUUGUUUAGAUUUUUUUUUUUGUACAGCUCUACCUUCUAGAGGUUUCACUGCAAUAAGAAGUAAUGUCUGGGGGACGGUCAUCCUCAAAGGACGUCCUGCCAGUGUCACAGCACAGCUGACCUUUCCUACUUAACAUAUUUUGUACAAUAUUAAAAAAAAAUGCACAGGAUCCUUCUGGGGGAUUCUGGGGUGCAUCCGAGAGUCUUCAUGAGCUGUGAUGUGGGUUAAUGUGGCCACCUGACCUGGCACGGGCAUGUGGGGCUGGUGACAGCCCGUCCAUGCUGGUCUCAGAUGCCCAGUGAAGCCACUGAAGCGAGUGAGGGAGGGCUGUGGAGGGCUCCUUUUGAUUUUAUCUCCAUCAAUAAAUAAAGUGGCCUUUCUGAAUGAAUUUCCUCUCUUUUUCUCUCCCCCCACCCCAUCCCUGCUUUUUCACUGAUGUUUCACUCUCUCCCUUGCAGUCAUUUCCUUCCUACCUCCCUGAGUCCAGGUGACCUUUUCUCUUCUACCCGUUCCCCUGCCCCUUUGCUCAGGGCUGCUGCAGACCAUCAGAAAUCAGCCUUCAGCAAACAAGUCCCAGAAUCCCCUUCUCCCUCCUUCUUCUGACAUCAUCCUGAAUCACUUUCCUCAAAGGACAUUGCCGCAUCCACCACAUCAGAAAACACUCGAAGCAGCUUGUUAAAAAUACAGACUUCUGGCCCUCUCCCCAGGCCCACUGAACUCCACCUCCCCCACCAGGAUGAGCCCAGAAACCUGCUGUUCACCACAUUCCUGCUGUAAGUCUAAUGCAGUUUAAGGGACUGCAGGGAUAAGCUGGAGGAAACACAGGUGGAGAUCGAAGCAAAAUGGUGAGGCCCUGACUCCUAUUGGCGAGUCACUCGGUGUAUAAGAAUAGACUAGGCCUUUCCAGGCCACCUGGGACCUUUAGGGGAGAGGUGAUGGAGGGAAUGAAGCCCUUUUCACCUGCCUUUGAAGACUGUCCCCUCACCUCUUCACUAUAUCCUUUCCCCAACUAUUUCUCAUGUAAAAGGAACAGAGAGUGGUGUACAAUCCACUGUUACUCUCCCUCGUGGCUUCCAGGCUUUUCAUUGCCAGGCCUCCCACUAUCCAGUCCAGUUUCUCACCACCAACACAUGGCUUCCUCCUCUAUCCCAGCCAACACCAGCCUCUGAUGCACUAUCCCCUUCCGUGAAUGCCUCUCCUACAGGUUGAGAGUUGGCUUUGCAGUUUCUGCAAACGACUAGCAGUGUUGUCCCCAGCUCAACUGGAAUCUCCAAAAGCACAAGGCUGGCAUUCCAUGCUGCUCCUGCCACCCCUAAUCCUGCCCAGCUCAGAGCUUUGAGGCGGCCACUGUUCUUGCUGACCCUGCCCUUCUGUUAAGGUCACCAGCUGUGGUGAGGGGGGCAGAGUGGCCAUCCCCUUGGACUCCAUGAGUAGAUCAAGAGUAGACAUGAGGCCAAACGGAGCCCUUCCCUGGCAUUUCUCUGGUUAGAGACUAGAUUUUCUUUCCCCAAAGGUACCUGUGGUCAUGGUUCCAGCUAUUGGGGACAUCCCUGCAGAGAGGAGCAACUGCAAGAAGUGGGGACAGUAGGGGUUCCCUUGGGGUCUGCAUUAAUUGACACUAGUGGUCGGCUGCAUCCUUGCUCUAUUUGUAGCCUGUUUGCUGAACCAGGUCAGGUGCUCAAGAAAAGUCAGCCACACCUUUAUGCAUGUUCAGCUCUCCCGCCAACAGUCCCUCACACCAGAAGCAGCAGCCUCUGCGAAGCAGAGCUCUACACGCCUCCUAAUGUAUGGGACAAGCUACAUGGAAUAAAUCCUCCUGCCGGAAAGUAUGUCUCUGUCACUGCAACUGAGAGAGCAUUUGUGGAGAGGCCCAGAUCCCCCUCUGAGUUGUGACCUUGAAUUCCAUAGAAACAGUUCUCUGGUCCACCACCAGUGUGUUCCAUUGUUUGCCUGGCAAGAAAAUGAAGAGUAAAUAAAGAAAUUUCCAUUCAUAACAUG